Messenger RNA from Saitoella complicata NRRL Y-17804, 1699 nucleotides. RefSeq names its product cysteine proteinase. Gene Ontology annotation, molecular function: cysteine-type endopeptidase activity; cysteine-type deubiquitinase activity. The record is from RefSeq and is a predicted model, not a curated record. Gene Ontology annotation, biological process: protein deubiquitination. The coding region runs from base 6 to 1313 and encodes 435 amino acids. Lineage: Eukaryota; Fungi; Ascomycota; Saitoellomycetes; Saitoellales; Saitoellaceae. Gene Ontology annotation, cellular component: nucleus; cytosol. The transcript has 4 exons.
GACACAUGCACCUCAAUUUCGGACCCGAAGAGCGACUAUACCUCCAGCGAGCAGCAUACGGGACUGCUGCCUUGGCUGGAGCAUAUGUUAUCCUACCGGCUCUCCUGACAAAAGGAGGAAGAGGAGGGAGCGGGGGUGUAGAGGGGGAGGGGGUGUGGGUACAUGGGUUGUAUAAUCCGAUGAAUGAUUGUUUUAUCAAUUCUGUUGUGCAGUGUUUGGCGGGACUCCCGUCGUUACGGCUGUAUUUGAGGAAGGUGCUGGAAACUCCGACACAGCCGGAACGGCGUCGAUUGACGGCAGCGCUACUGGAGCUCCUCACACUGCUCAAUACGCCAUUGCGCCGCCGUCAGUCGUCCUCAGCCCGCUCCUUCGUCACAAUCCUCGGCGACAUACAUAACUCCACUAUCUCCCGAAACCAACAAGACGCCCAAGAGUUCUUGAACUUGAUCACUGAGACGCUGCUUACGGAAUGGUCGGCUCCAUUGUUGACAGCGCCCAGAUUUUACCUCCCUUCCCCUACCGCCCGUUCCUUCACUGAUGCCCCUCGUGGUCUUCUCCACUGGCUACGCUCCCGGGACUCCAACAUACUCUUUGGUGUGAAGGACCUCUCCCACACCUGCCGACGCUGCAAACACACCACAAAAACUCGGGAAGAGGCAUUCACGCAACUCUCGCUACCAGUCCCAACGACGUAUGACGCUAGUUUAGAGGAGUGUCUAAGGGGUGUCUGGGCGGAUGAGCCCAUCGAAGGAUACUCCUGCACCCACUGCGCCCUUCUCAGCGCAUACCACACACUCCUCCGCACAGUAAAGGGGACCAGUACACCAUCGGCGUACCAUACGGCGCAAUUGGAGGCUCUCAGGGAGGCAGCGGGACGGCAGAUGGACGAGUUUGAGGAGGAGGGGGUUAGGGAGAAGUUUAGGUUGAGGAGGGUGGAGAGCGUUAUUGAUCGACAUACAAGGCUUCUGAGGGCGCCGGGUGUCUUGGUUGUUCACCUUAACCGGAGCGUCUAUCUCCCUAACGGGGAUACGGCGCGGAACCCGUGUCACGUAUCCUUUUGCGAGAAACUUUCUGUGGGAGGAGUGAAGUACAGGUUGAGAAGUUUGAUUACGCAUACGGGUUCUCACAGUUUCGGGCACUUUAUUGCAUGGAGAAGAGUGGAGGGGGAUGAGAAGCAGUGGUGGAGGAUGAGUGAUGAGGAUGUGAAGAGGGUUGGGUGGGGGGAGGUUAGGCGGCAGACGAGGGGGGUUUAUUUGCUGAUGUAUGAGAGGGAGGAGAAGAAAGCGGCAAGUGAUUUGGGGAGGGUGGAUUGAGUCGAUUUACAGAAAGUACGAGAACGGGCACGAUUGGAGUUUCCGCACGAUGACGGUGAGAUCCUCCGCGUGAGCUCAAUUGCCGUCUGCCCGAUCGGAUAUUGUCUACCGUUCGGCUACGUGCAACAGCGAAUUCUUCCGAGUCUUCGUUACAUUCCGUUUGCUCCCGAUCAAAAUGAACACCCAGCUCAUUUCCAAAAGUGGGGACGCGGCCAAACGGGACUGUGAACGACUCGUGUGACCUACCAGAGCCCGGAAGCACCCGAUUUCUGAGGCCGCUUCGGAGGAUCCUCGGCUCGAAUUCAAGCUUAAACCACGUAUCUUUUGUACGUCUACGGUUCGCUAAAAGGCCGGAUAGGUUUAAUUGGUUAUGUCACGUUCCGAGU